AUGAGUCCUACACGACGAGAAUCAGGAACGGAUAUAACAUCUUCCAGUCAAAAUGAUGAACAACAACCAUUUAAUCCUCCAACAAAUUCAAUAAGUGCAUCAACAUCACGUAUCGAUCGUCGAAAGUCUUCUAUAGCCGCGAUAUUUGAUGAUAACCAUCGUCGUGGAGAAAAUUUUAUCAAACAAACUCGAACGAGUAUUCGUCGUUUAUGGGAUAAAUACGAUGUACCCUACGUAAUUGGUGAAGAAAUCGACAAUGAAAAUACUACAUUCUGUGAAACAACGUUGUUUAUAUGUUCAUGGUGUAUUUUGAUUCUCUUCUUUCCAUUUUCUUUGUUUCUCACACUUAAAAUUGUUAAAGAAUAUGAACGUGCUGUUAUAUUUCGUUUGGGUCGUUUAAAGCAUGCAUCAGCUCAUGGACCUGGUAUGUGUUUUAUUUUACCAUGUAUUGAUACGGUGCAUCUUGUUGAUAUCCGUACGGUGUCAUUCGACGUCCCACCACAAGAAGUGUUAACGCGCGACAGUGUAACAGUUGCUGUCGAUGCUGUUGUCUAUUAUCGUAUUUUUAAUCCAACCGUUUCUAUUGCUAACGUCGAAAAUGCUCAAGAUUCAACACAUCUAUUAGCUCAAACAUCAUUACGAAAUGUUCUUGGUACACGCUUAUUGUCGGAAUUACUAUGUGAUCGGGGCGCUGUAUCGAAUUUAAUGCGUGAAUGUUUAGAUGAUGCAACCGAAUGUUGGGGUAUUAAAGUUGAAAGAGUUGAAAUUAAAGAUGUUCGUUUACCAAAAAGUCUUCAACGCAUUAUGGCUGCCGAAGCCGAGGCAGCACGUGAAGCAAGAGCAAAAAUUAUUGUAAGUGAAGGAGAAUUCAAAUCGUCACGCGCACUAAAAGAUGCGGCUGAUAUUCUUGCUCAGUCGCCAUGCGCUAUGCAGUUACGUUAUUUGCAAACGUUGAGUAGUAUUGCAACAGAACAAAAUUCGACAAUCAUUUUUCCAAUACCGGUUGAUUUAUUUUCAGUGUUUCAAAAAAAUCUUUCAAAUAUACUAGAAAAGCCGAUCAAUCCAUUUGUAUCGACACUAAUCAGCCCAGAUGAUGCGAAUGUGAAAUUAACAGGAAAAUCAACAUCAACAGAUAUUUAA
This is a messenger RNA of Rotaria socialis, 1140 nucleotides long. Lineage: Eukaryota; Metazoa; Rotifera; Eurotatoria; Philodinida; Philodinidae. The record is from the annotation of a GenBank genome assembly.